AUGGCGUCGUCCGUACCGUCUUCCUGCUUCACCAGGCGCACCGCCAUCUGGAGGCAGCUUGCGCUGCGCAGCGAUGCAGAUGACAUCAUCCUCGAGCUGCUGGGACGAUUCUCGCUCGAGAAACUCUACCUGGCGAGUGGAGAAAAGACAAGAUAUCAAACCGUCAUCAUCAAUCUUCUGGUUCAGCUUGAUGCCAUCUUCUACAUACAACGUCUCACCAUACCAUCUCGACAAGUGCAGCCUGGCCCGUUUCUAGGAUUCCUAGUCAGUUGGGAGGUUGCUGCUCGCACUGUCGAGUUGGUUCUGCAGACCAUAGUCGAGGGUCGUGAUAGUCUCUGGGAAGCCACGGCGCUGCGAGACGAGUACCUCGCCGAGUUUCUACUGGGAGCCCUCCGCGUUCUGCAACUCCAUCCAAGAUCACCCCCUCUCCAGCGUCCCAAAGAUCGCCGAGCCAGAUUUUCCAGAAUUCAUCGAUUAUUGGAACAGAUAUUUGAUGCCUAUCCUGGUCCAAAGUCAUUCCUACUUGCCAUGUGCAAGGAGGUUAGUGGGCGUCUCCAUGAGGAUGCUCAUUCAGUCUGUCUACCGCCAAAGAUGCAGCAGACAACUCCAAAUCUCACUGCUGAGCUGUAUCCGCUCAAUCCAUGUUUGCUGCCGCCAUCUAUUUUGGAGCUGGUUCCAGCAGAUACUGCUUCCACCAGCUGGAUAUCACAAUUUCUGGCACUGCGAGACGUUUCCCUCUACAUCAUUGGCGCUUCAUUGCAAUGCGCCUCUAAAUCCGCGACGUGCGGCGGACAGCUCCAACAAGAUGCGCUGGAAUCCCGAAAUGCUGUCUUCGCAGCUCUCCAGAAUCUACAAAUACCCUGCCAAUUCUCCAAGGUCGACGUCGUAGCGUCAUUCAAUGCCUGGUUCCGCCUAACUUUAUGGGACACACCGGAUUUAUCGACUCUCAGUUUCGACGAGCCCAGAAGAGGCGAAUAUAUAGCUGAAGCGCUGGAUGAGCUCUCGGAAAAGCUGACCCAGAGGCAGGUUAUCCAGCGAUCCAGCGAUAGGGAGACGGCAUCCAUCAUUUCUAGGAUCACUAGAAGCAUACAAAUACAAGAUGAUCCCGAUGCAAGCUCUGUAGGAUUGCAAAGUCCGUCUCAAUACGUGCUGAACUGCCCCAACAGUCAUACAGUUGGCGGUGCACAACUUCGAGCCAAUGGAAUCAAUACUGCUGUACGUAUGACUUGGGGCCAUCCUCGGCAAAUGCUAACAUCUUCCGAGCUGGAAUCCACCACCCUACAACAGAUUCGGCUAUCAGAGCCAUCACCCUGUGUUACAUGUGAUGAAGAUUACACUUUUGCGCGCGAACUUCCCUUGGCCAGAAAGGUGUGGGAGCUGCUAAGCCCACUCCAGGUCAAUGCUGACUCUGUCAACGUCGAGCGCCACAUGUCCAACAGUUUCCAGUUCGCUUCUCCGGACACCGAGCCCCACGAUAUAUUUAGCUAUAGCAGUUUUACCACCGGUUUGGGCGGAAACGUUCCGAUAACGCUCGACCCGGACAAUCUGCCGCCGCAGCCCCCGUCUGUAGCCAAAGAGACCGCACCGUCGAUGAUGGACCAAUCCAGCAACAAUUCAUUAGGGCCCUCAUAUUCCAUCUCGAAGAAGGAGAACUCACUUCUAGCCCAUAUUAGACCUUGGAUCGCUGCCGAUCCCCCGAGACGAGACAUGUCAGCUGAAAUCGGCCCAGGCGAGAGCCACUCGCAGCAAGGCAGCAGUUCAGUGGCAGGCGUGUCGUACUUUUCAAUUGACACCAUCUCAUCGGGCAAACCGAGUAGCAGGGAGCCACCAAAAACAACUCCUGCAACCCAGAAUCCACCACAAAGCCCCGACAAGGCGCGCCAACGAUGGAGAGUACCUAUCCCGUUCGCAUCAGCAAAACGACCGCUACCCACGGUUUCUGGGGAAUCGAGCUCCUCAUCCAACCAAGUAGAUGAGCAACCUAUGGAGGAGAUCCCGCUCAUAGGACUUCUUGGUUCAGUACUGAAGACGGCUGCGAAGACAAAGGCCGCUGCUGCUGUGCACGUUGCAUUGUCGCAGAAUUCGGCGUACGGGCUACUCUGGAGCCAAUCGACGAUACACGUUUGGGAUCUUGGUACAACGCCUCCCAGUCAGAUUCGCACUAUUACAACAGAGAGCACAUGCAUCUUGGCAACCGUCGGCAGACGCUAUGUAGCAUAUGUGAUUGGCAGCCGUGAGCAAAGACUAACGCUACGAAUAAUGGAUCUCACUCAAACAAUGCCAACAGUAACUGAAUAUCGAGUUCCAUCAGUUCCGUGGUGCAAAAGUAUCGCGAUCGAUCGACAGGAGAACUAUGUUGCGGUCGGGUUCGAAAAUAGCCUCGUGCGAUUCUUCAAAACUGCAACAUCGGAACAACCACGGGAAGACUACUUACACUCCAAGCUUCACAGCGCGUGCAAAAAUUGUGCCUCUGUCGACACGCUUGCAUUCUCCCAAGACGGCCUCAGCCUUGUCGCCAGCACACGCAGUGCCAAGGGCGUCGUGCAAAUAUACCUGUGGUGCUUCCCAUUUAAUUCUUUCGAAGAACUCACUGGGUGCCGGUAUCCUGUACCCAUGCACGAGUCUGAGGACAAUGGAAUAUCCGCUGUGAUGAUGCGAUCGCAACAAGGUGCCGAGGAAGGGCUGCUCUGCGUCACCACAUGGACGCAGUCUGGAACCCCAGUCCUAAUUCAACAAAACGACGGCCACCGAACAGAAGUCAAAGCUUCAUCAAGCAGCAGUCACGGAAAGCUGGGCAACCGGAUAAAAGGCGCCGCAUUCUCCGCCUCUGGUCGAGAGUUGGCCUUGGUCAACGACAAGGGCCACCUGUAUCUUGUGUCGAAUCUCAACGCAAAGCCCAUUGAUGUUCGUCGGAGAGCAACGUCGCGCGAGCUGACCUCGAAGAGCUGCGCGCUGGCACUAUCCUUCAUGACGCUGGCCUCGGAAGAAACGGCCGUUAUGCUGUGGGUUGAUCCGUCGCGCGGAAAGGCGUUUAUGAGGAGGAUUUUGCCAGGAACCAGAUCAACCAAUAGCAUACUAGAGACCAACGGACCAGUGUAUAUUUCAUCAACGCCAUCUCAGAAACUGCCUCAACCGGGAGAUACCAACCCUCGAUCGGGGCUGCAAGAUGCCCAGGCAUCGCUUGUGGAACUGGAGUCACGGCGUCCGAUGGAAAGAGCAAAGAACAGCCCAAGAAAACAGCUGAAGCUCGUGGGAUAA
Molecule: messenger RNA, 3258 nt
Organism: Cordyceps militaris CM01
Lineage: Eukaryota; Fungi; Ascomycota; Sordariomycetes; Hypocreales; Cordycipitaceae
Exons: 4
Coding region: 1-3258 (1085 amino acids)
Molecular function (GO): protein binding
Source: RefSeq, a predicted model, not a curated record